UUUGCAUCUUUUGCUUUUAUUUUCAACUUUUGGAUUAUUAUUUUAAAUGCAAACAGUAAAAGUCGAUAAAUUUCCGAUAGAGAUAAUUGAAAAAACUCGACUAUAUAUUGCUCUUCACAUCUCUAGUAGCCGACUGCAGCUUCAGUGCCUUAAGGCAGCCGCAGAAACUUUGUCUCUAUUUUAUAAACAUCUAACCGUUUUGUUGAAUUCGGGUAGAGUAAUAAGUUACUGUAUUCGUGACUAAAUCAGUGGAGUGGUGUAUACCGGUAAAACAGCUGGAAUAGAGGCAUUUCCAAAAAAAAAGCACGCAAUGGAUGUUGGAAAGAAGCGCAGACGUUGGACAAGCGAACUGGAGGAUGUCAUGAUUACCAUGUGGGCACAGAAAAAUCAUGAGUUACUUGGUCCAGGAAAGAACACACAAGUCUACGCUGCGAUCGUGGAGAAAUUUAAAGAAUAUAAUAUUGACAUAAAUAAUUUGGAAGUGAAAAAGAAGAUUGAGUCACUGAGAAAAAGAUUUGACAUAGAAAAAAAUCAAGUCGAUUUGGAAGGUUCAUCAUCUUGGGUACAUUACAAGAAAAUUGCAAAAAUUUUAGCACAAUCGAAGCUAAUAAACCAAGAUUUGGACACCGACGAAAUAACACAAGAAAGCAUCUUUAUCAAGAGUGAUGACUCUCUUGACUUCGCUCACGAGGAGGAAGAAUGGAAAGCAGAAGAAUUUGCGACAGGCUCGCAAACAGCUGAAUCAAUUGAUAAUCAUGACCGCUAUGAUUGUGAGCAAUACGAUGAACCAGCCUCAAAGAAAAUUAAAAUUGGUAACGAAAUUGACAGAACAACUGAAUUACUAGAGGACAGCAGCUAUUAUUUGAAGGUUAUAAGUCAAGAGGCUGUCAAGAAGACUACAAUUCUGGAGUCGAUCGCGAAUUCUUUUAUAGAAAAUCAAAAGAUCCUAAUUCGCAACCAAGAGCGAAUGGCCAUCAAUCAGCAGCUUAUUGCUAGCAAUCAGGAGCGUAUCAUGAACCUUCUGGAGAGGUUGAGAAAAAAAUAAUGAACUUUUGUGCCUUCCUUAUCUUGGAAUUUUUUUUUACUUUUAAUAAAAAUAAAUUUGACAAAU
Drosophila albomicans is the source of this 1111-nucleotide messenger RNA. RefSeq lists its product as uncharacterized. Gene Ontology annotation, biological process: positive regulation of DNA-templated transcription. The record is from RefSeq and is a predicted model, not a curated record. Gene Ontology annotation, cellular component: nuclear body. The transcript is spliced from 4 exons. The coding region runs from base 311 to 1045 and encodes 244 amino acids. NCBI's taxonomy places the organism in Eukaryota, Metazoa, Arthropoda, Insecta, Diptera, Drosophilidae.